Messenger RNA from Phyllopteryx taeniolatus (common seadragon), 4707 nucleotides. It is a transcript of the gene wfs1a, whose product is annotated as Wolfram syndrome 1a (wolframin). Bases 1243 to 4035 code for a protein of 930 amino acids. The transcript has 11 exons. Gene Ontology annotation, cellular component: endoplasmic reticulum; endoplasmic reticulum membrane. Gene Ontology annotation, molecular function: protein binding. Lineage: Eukaryota; Metazoa; Chordata; Actinopteri; Syngnathiformes; Syngnathidae. The record is from RefSeq and is a predicted model, not a curated record. Gene Ontology annotation, biological process: endoplasmic reticulum unfolded protein response; calcium ion homeostasis.
UCGACAUUGAGGCAGCUUUUAUUCUAUUUUCUUUUCUUUCUAGUCUGACUGCUGAACAGUUCUGCUGGUGUGAGCCUGUCUAUUUAUUUUUUUUUUUUCAAGCUUGCAUUGAAGCAUAUUGAUCCCAAGCAGGCGAAAAAGAAAAAGGACGACGAAAACGUCCAUGAAUCCGUCACGCAUAGGAAUAAUAUUUCUGUUUGUUGGAGGUUCGAGUGCAAAACUAUUGUGUUGGAAAUAAUUGAGGUUACGUGCGAUACGUCAACAUAACAAGAUCAUUUGCAUUGAUAAAGUAGGCAUUGCCAGGUUUUUAACACGAGAGGAAGCUAAGAAAUGGGACGAAUCAGACGUCUGCUUUUGGUUCCUACCAGCCAAUCAGAAAGCCAAUCUUAUUCUGAAGAAGUAAGCUUCAUGUUUGUCUGGAGGUUUCAGUUUGCAUGCAUUAUUGAUUCAGCUUGGGUGGAGUUGGUGUCCCGUUCACACACGCAAGGUGUAUUUAUUUAUUUGCAUGUAUUCCCACGACACUCUUUGUCAAUUCAGAUGAACUCCUGCUAACGGGACUUAUUGCCUCUCUUACUUCAGCUGUACACCCCACUGCACUACACACUCUAAUGAGACUCAUUGCCAGCUGUUGCAUCAAAUAAACAAAGACAACGAUGCUCACUUGUGAUAGAGCUAUUCUUUUUUUUCUUUCAUUUUUUGUGGUUCUAGUUAGCAAUGCUGUCGAACGAAAUGCAUCGUGAGAGGAGCUUGUAGUAUUCCGGGUGACCUCGUUUUUGCAGGCGUCCUCUAAAACUGAGCAGCAUUGCUUUAUUUGAUAUUAAUAUUGUCCUUUCUUCCUUUACAUAACCCUAACGCUAACAGAAUGGUUUGGUAAAGCUGCUGACCUGAUUAGUACCAUCCAGUAGUCAAAUAAUGUUUCAAUAAUUGAGCUUCAAAUGAACGGGUCCUCCAAUUUGUCAACCAGAUAAUAUGCGUGUGUGUUCUGUCCACACGUUUCUCAUUUUCCGACAGACAAAAGGCGGACUUUGUAUGUUUGCCGGCCACCUUCCGCACGCAGGAGUUAUGCCUCUCCUUGGAUGAACGCCCGAGAUUCCUUCUCCCGUCGCCAGUAAAUUCCCUGCCGCUCCCUCUCGGCCCCUUCAACUCUCACCCUCACAAACGACUCAUCUCUAAACGGACGGGGUCCGCACGCUCUUCAGAUGAACUCUUCUCUCCUGACGUAGCCCCCCAAAAAACAAAACUAUGGAGGUUUCCGCUGAGCCUUCGCCUCCUCGUGUGUCUGAAUGCUCAGGCCUUCCCAGCCCUUCUUCUGCUGGCCUCGAACGUAGCAGCACCGCCACCGAUUCUUCCCAAUCUACCGUCCCGAGGAGAAGAACCUUUGCCUCUGCAGCCCAGCGAGUCAUCAUCCGGGAACGACUCAGAAAAGCAGAAGAGGAAGACGACAGCGAUGACGAAGAAGAUAAGGAACCAGAGGAAGUCUUCUCGAAAGACCAGAUGGAAGAGAAAGCCAAAGCGGGCGAUGCCAGAGCUCAGACUCGGUUGGGUCAGCACUACUUGAUUCUUGCUGAAGAAGAGGAUGUAGAUCUAAACAAUCGUCUGGCUGUUAAUUGGUUGAUAAAAGCGGCAAAACAGGGAAGAAAGAGUGCAGCAAGAGCCUUGCAGCGCUGUUGGAUCCGUAAAAUAGGAAUCACAGCGGAGAAUGAGGAAGAUGUUCGGAAACUGUCGGCAGAGAGUAAGUUUGAAAGGGCAGUGCGUAAAGCAGCUAUGCUGAUGUACUGGAAGCUAAAUCCAGAGAAGAAGGCUAAAGUGGCCGUGACUGAGAUGCUGCAGAAUAUCGGCCAGGUCAACGCAGGACUGGGAGACGCUGGAAAAGGGAUAUCUGACCCCACCUCGGACGAGACUCAGAAAAUACUGGAAAACAUGGUCACCUGUGAGAGCGAUCACUUGGUGGACCUGGAUGACUUUGUGGAGAUGACUCAAAGUUACGCUCAAGGUAUCGCUCCCUCAUCUUCUGAACCACAAACCCCCGAUGGCACAGAGGUGGAGCUGGCCCCCUCAGAAGACGAGAAGCCCCACAGAGGGUCUUGGAAUUUUGGCGGAAGGGGGAUGAUGCUGGACACGAAGCAGACUAGCGCCAUUCAAAAAGCAAUGGCUAUGAAAUCACGUUUAGCGAUGCUGCACCAUCCGCUGGAUUCUGUGAUGGAGGUGAAGGAGCACCUGGUGGACUGGGCAUCGCGGGCCGGCGUCCAGUGGCUGAGCACCGUCAUCCCGACGCAACACGUCAACACGCUCAUCUUCUUCUUCAUCAUCAGUAACCUCACCAUUGACUUGUUUUCCUUUGUCAUCCCGCUCCUGGUCUUCUAUCUCUCCUUCAUCUCCAUGAUUAUUUGCACACUGCGUGUUAUUCAGAGUAGUAAGACCUGGGAGAACUUUCGAGCCCUGACGUCUCUCCUGACCCGUUUUGAACCCGGCCUGGAUGUUGAGCAGGCAGAGACCGACUUUGGCUGGAAUAACCUCGAGCCGUACCUCUACUUUAUAUUCUCCGUCUUCUUCGUCAUAUUCUCGUUCCCUGUCGCUGACAAGGGCUGGAUACCCUGUUCGGAGCUCUCGACGGUGGCCAUCUUUUUCACGGCGGUGAGCUACCAAAGCCUCAGUCCAAUGGCUGCGACAUACGCGCGACGAGCAAUGGUCAUAGAGGUUGCUUCGUCUCUUUGUGGCCUGACUCAGCUGCUGCCUGAAAACAUGACAAUGUUCGGCAUCCUCGGACGCACCUUUGCAACUCUGCCACUAGGGGAGUCAGUCGUGCUGCAGCUCAGUAUUCCCUGCCUGCUGUAUGUUUACCUUUUUUACCUUUUCUUCAGCAUGGCCAGAAAGCGCGGCUUCCGGGGGACGUACUGCAUCCUGGUGCCCUACCUGGUGUGUUUCAUGUGGUGCGAGUUCUCAGUGGUGCUCCUCCAGAAUUCCACGGCUGUGGGCAUACUCCGCACCUGCGUGGCCUACUUCCUCUUCCUGUUUGCGCUGCCUGUUCUGGCGGUGGGCCUCGCCAUCAUGCUCUUAAUCCAGCUCUUCAAGUGGUUCCUGGAGCUGGAGCUCACCAAAAUGAUUGUCACUUUAGUGGUGUGCACCAUCCCCGUCACUCUCCGGCUCUGGACGCGGUUCAGCACGUCAAUUCUGGGUGUUUUCCGCUCGAUGACACGCCGCGGCCCCGUUAAACUCAUCUUACUUUGCAUCUCCAUGGUGAUCCUGUUCUUCUCGAUCUACGUGUACCACACAGAAGGUCAGAAAGUCUACAACUCCACCUUGACUUGGGACCAAUACAGUCAGGUGUGCGGACCCCCUGCCUGGCAAUCCAAAGGAAUGGUCAAGACACAGAUCUUCUGCAGCCACCUGCAGGGGCACAGGGUGACCUGGACAGGCCGCUUUCAGCACGUCAGCGUGGCCGAGACGGAGAAUGGGGCGCAGUCUGUCAUUAACAUGUUGCCCGUGUUUCUUGGGGACUGGCUGCGAUGCCUCUAUGGCGAGACAUACCCUAAAUGUGAGCCGAAGAAUGGGACAAACCAGACAUCUUCCGGCUCCACGCCAGUUGCCGUCUCGCUGCCCAUGCUGCUACGAAUGCAAGAAGAAGAAGAGAUGUGUCAGAUCAAGGGUCUGGCCAAACACGCCUGCCACGUCAAGCGCUUCGACAGCUACCGAUUCCGAGUGACCGUCGGGAUGAUCGGGGACCGAAGCGUACAGGCGGACGACCCGGGCAUGGAUAUCGUGCUCGUGGCCAGCCAUGAGUUCCGACAGGUCCUGCUCAACUUGGAAGCGGGUAAUAUGGUGGAGUUCUGCAUCAAGCUGGAGGGCCGCCUAGGGGCCAAGGCUGCGGCCUUCGAGUUGAAGGCUAUCAACUGUCUGGACUGUGUUUCCCCACUGUCGCCUGGCGGUAGGCAGGUAAAGAUAGAACGAGACUGGAGACGUACGACAAUGCGAGCCCUGAAUUUUGCAUUUGAUUUCUUCUUUUCGCCGUUCCUGUCAGCAAAGAUCACCGGCUGAGAACAGAAUCAAGGAGGGCACCAAAGCUGCUGUGCUGUACUGUAUCGUUCAAAAUUUGACUUCCCCAGCGAGCCACCUUGGAUUUCUUUAUGUGAAGAUAGUCACUGAUGUCAGCCAACAGACAUGAUAGUGAUAAAAGUAAUGUUUCAUUUUGAGUGGGCAUGAGUUUAUACUCCAGUUUGUUGUUUAGGUCCGUUUUUAGGGUGUUAAGACCCAAACUUUGGCUGGAAAAACUUACAUUUCCUUGGUGUGCAGGACAAUGUGUUUUUGAACCCAUUCAUUUGCUUGACUGCAUAUCUUGUUGAGAGCCACAGGGAAGAUGUGGUCUGGUAAAACGCAGUCUCCAUCCUGGACUGGUUUGUCAGUCAAUCGCGGGGAAUUGGGAAGAGUGGGAAUCGACCGCAUUGCAGCUGCACAAAAGCGACCAGAACCGCAGCACUAACAAUGGCUAAACUGCAUCAUUUGAAUACCUUUUGUAAAGGAGUCUUUGAAAAGUGAGGCAACUAACGAGGAUUUGGUCGGCCACAUCUGUAGACCAACUGAUCUUUGGGGACUAUUAUCCUAUGUUCAAACAGGAACAGGAUGUCUGACACCAAAAGGGAAAUGAUUUGUUUGCAUGUUUACAUGAGUGUACACUAUUUAGUUUUGUAUUUAUGUUUUUUUUUUUUUUUU